Molecule: messenger RNA, 3761 nt
Organism: Homarus americanus (American lobster)
Lineage: Eukaryota; Metazoa; Arthropoda; Malacostraca; Decapoda; Nephropidae
Product: kelch-like protein diablo
Exons: 14
Coding region: 134-1960 (608 amino acids)
Molecular function (GO): protein binding
Source: RefSeq, a predicted model, not a curated record
GUUCGUUAUUCAUGGUCAUCGUGUACGACGUUAGCUGUCACAGUACGAUGAUGAACAGUUGUGUACGAUAACAGUGGUUGUGACAGUGCCUAAUUGAAGAUGAUCUUCAAGUGAGUGAGAAGUGGGCAAAAUAAUGUCACGCAGGGACACAGGUUCCCUGCGAGGAGGAGGAGGUGGAGGAGGAGGAGAUGGGUCAGAAUCCCAAGUCUCCUCCCCAAGUGAGGACUGCAAAUUUGUCAAUUCAGCACAUCCAGAGGCUGUACUCCUAGGGCUGAAUGAGCUACGAAAAAAUGGUCACUUCUGUGAUGUGACCUUGUGUGUGGAUGGAAUGACUUUUCCUGUCCAUAGGUCUGUCUUAGCAUCAUUUAGUCCAUACUUCCGGGCAAUGUUUUUAAGUAAUUUGGCAGAAUCACAGCAGGAACACAUUACUCUUAGUGGGGUUGAUGCUACCAUGGUCUCUCUACUCCUUGAUUAUGCCUACACCUCCACCAUCAUGAUAACAGAAAAUAAUGUUCAGGCUCUUCUUAGUGCAUCUAACUUGUUGGAAGUGGUAGCUGUAAGAGAAGCGUGUUGCCGUUUCCUGGAGCGCCACAUUGAUGCCACCAAUUGUGUUGGGAUUCAUUGCUUUGCUGAGGCCCAUGCUUGUCAUGAUCUCACCAAGAAAGCAAAAGCAUACACGUUGAGGAACUUUCCUCGUGUGAUGGGAGGUGAAGAGUGGCUCAAUCUACCUAUAGAGAAGGUGGUGGAAAUAAUAUCUGCUGAUGAGCUGGAGGUAGACAGGGAGGAGCAUGUGUUUGAUGCUGCCACUGCUUGGCUCCACCACGCCUACUCUUCAAGGGCACCCAUGUUUUACAAGGCCUUGGAGUGCAUUAGACUGGCACUUGUUAGUCCGUAUUUUUUAGUGGAUGUUGUGGAAGGAGAAAUGGCCGUGAGGUCAUCACCAGAGUGCCGCUUGAUUGUGGAGGAAGCCAGGCUGUACCAUCUCCUUCCCGACCGACGUCACCAGCUAACGUCUCCACGCACCCGCCACAGACGCAACACAAACACAACAACAGUGAUAGUGGCAGUGGGCGGUGAGGACAACAAAUUAGUUCUACGAUCAGUGGAAUGUUUUGAUCCACUGGCACAUUGUUGGAGGAGCCUCUCAUGUCUGCCUUUUGCUGUCAGCAAGCACGGCCUGGUAGUGUCUGGGGAAAAUGUCUUAUACCUGGCUGGAGGAGAGUUUCCUGAUGGUACAGUGACUCGGUGUUUGUGGCGCUAUGACCCUGUGUUAGAUGAGUGGCACGACUUGGCUCCCAUGUCUAAGCCAAGGUCAGAACUAGGUUCAGCAACCUUAGAUGGCUAUGUGUAUGCAGUGGGUGGUUGGGAUGGAUCUAACAGAUUAACUGAUGUAGAACGUUAUGAUCCUCGCAUCAAUGCAUGGAGUCCUGUAGCUUCUAUGAAACUGGCCCUUACGUCACCUGCCAUUGCUGCAUGUCAAGGAAAGCUCUAUGUUUGUGGUGGGGCCAUUUUGGAAGAUGGAGAUGGAAUUGAUCUGGUGCAGAUGUAUGACCCACACACGGACUCCUGGGAGCAGCUUCCUCCAAUGAUUAUUCCCCGGAGUGGUUCAGCAUCAGCUGUACUUCAUGGUCUCAUCUACAUCAUAGGAGGAUGGCACGCCUCAACUGAGAAUACAAAUAAGGUUGAGAGAUUUGAUCCCAGAAACAAGACUUGGGAAACCGUGGCAAGCAUGUGUGAGCGACGUUACAGACCAGGAGUGGCUGUAGUGGAUGGGAAGAUCUAUAUCCUUGGAGGAGAAGAUGGAUGGGAGCACUUCCAUGACACCAUAGAGUGUUAUAAUCCUACUCCAGAUACCUGGACGCAUGUUGGAGAGAUGCUGACAGGCCGAUCAUGGUUAUCGUGUGCACCUCUCAGGAUUAAAAAAGAGAUUUUAGGUGACUUGGCAACACCUCUCUCUUGACAUCCACGAGCCUCCACCAAUCAGGCACGACAGACGUUCUGGAAGUAACCACCAGAAUCAGUGCCAGUCCAUGAUCUUUGUCUCAAGAGGUGUAGGUAUGGAAAUUCUUUGGCAAUAUGUAAGAGAAAGGAUGUAUCCUUAAGAUGGUAGAGAACAGGAUAUGGUAAAAAUCUCAGUCAUUAUUUCUUUUUCUUCUUGGCUUUUUGUUAAAACCAGAAAUGUUGAUACUCAUGAAAUUAUUAGUGUGGUCAGAAGUACAGGUGCAUCUAAUUCAUAAUGGAAGCCACAGAUGUUAACUGUGAUAUAUUACAACUGAACCAAAAUUAUUAUCAUUUGGAAAUAUUCUCGGGAGUGACAUGUAAUCUAUGUGGAAAACUUAACUUAAGAGCUGGUAAUUUAAUUUGCAGUACAGUAUUAGUAUUAUUGUCAGGAUCAUUCUGUAUACCCAAAUGAAUAUCGUGAAGAGUGUGUGAUUAACGUUUACGAUUCUACAAAGACUCCGAACCUGGCUGGUCAAACAAGCCUGAUGUACCAACCUCAUGAAAAUGACCAUUAAGGUAAGUUGAAUCUUGUACAACUUAAUAUAUUUGGCGGGUUAAUGUGGAAGUGAGUUGCACAAAAUUUUAAAUUUACUUUCCUUGAUUUACGGAGGAUAUUUAUGUCACCUGUAAGUCAACAAAAUCAAUUAAGUAAAAUGGAAAAUGGUAUUAGAGUGGAAUUAAGAAAGGACAUCAGGUAUUGUUUUAGGUUAUCAGCCAGAGUAUCACUUGUUGUCAAACGAGGUCUCCGAUGGUUUUAUUUGUCGUAUAGUUGUGUAAUCCAUGGUUAGUGUGGUGUAUUUUUAUGAAAUAUUUUCUAAGAUCUAGAAGAUAUGCUCCUUAUCUUCUCAAUGAAAAUAAUGUUAUCUCAAUUUUGUGAAGGUAAAUGUGUUGUACCAAAAAAAAUUCUAGUCAUUCAUUAGGCAGCUUGUAGGUUAGUUGGCCUUGGUUGGAGCUGUAAAUGUUACUCCUGUGAGAAAUAAAGCAUUUAUCAUUUCUCUCAUUGAUUGUUCUAAUUCUGUUACUCUGUUUAGUCACAUUCAUACUGGCUCUUAUGGUUGUUUCUUGCAAAUUUUUAUCUACUGUAUCAUAUUAUUAUACAUAGAUUGCUGUUUCUCAUUUUAUUUAUUGUUUCUCCUUAGUUAUAUCUUUUUUAUUCUUACAGUACCUACAUUUUGUGCACCUCUUAUUGAUGUAACCUUCACACUUGACAUUUACUAAUUGUUCAACCAAAAGACAACUGUGUCACUAAUAUGAUAUACUCUACAGUAUUUCCCGACUCAUAAGACGCUACAAGUGAUAAGACUCAUCCUAUAAUUAAUAAAGUAUACUUUGGAAAAACAAAUUUUGUGGAUUUAGUAGCCUACCAUACUGGCAAGUCCAAGUCGCUGGCUAUAUGCUGUCAUGUUUCUCACUAUCACAGCUAACUAUUACUUUAUUGACCUAUUGUUGGUAUUAUUAAUUAAAUUUAUCUAAUUUACUAGAAAAGGAUAUUAUUAUAUAAGGACCUAUGGUAUACACAUCAGUACAAAUACUUACCGGAACCGGGCAUGUUUGCUAUGAAUUGUCCAGCACAGGGCUUGUUUACAUCCAACUACCUGUGCACCAGAUCAGCUGAUGUUUCAGAGUUAUUUCCUUUGCCUCGUCACUACCACAGCUAACUGUCAUUGUAUGGACCUAAUGUCAAAUGUCUGUUUAUAUUAUUUAAUAACAUUGCCUAAAUUUAUGACAGAAUUGUAUAAUUAUACAGUACGCCCUGAUAA